GGUGGCUAUUCUUGGUGCAUGGUUCCCAACUAAGUUCUGAUGAUCUAGGUCCCUCUACCCUCUCCUCUUCAUCUCUCUCUCCCAAGAAUCUCAGGAGAGAGAGAAAACAAAAGAAAAAAUAGCCAGUGGUCCACUAAUAGUUGCCCAAUACCAGUACCUGCACAACCUAGCUAUAGUUAGUGUAUAAAUGCAGCAACUACAUUAAACUCCAAACAUAUCUCCUCCCCUAUAUAUAAACCUAUAAUUUGAGCCGUUAAAACCAAAUUUCUUUCUCCAUAGUAUAGUUCUGUCCUCUUCUUGUUCUGGGUGCAAUGGCAAUUCAAGGAAAAACCCGUAAUUCUUUCUUGUUAUUUGUUGUUUUCUGGUUUUCUGCAAUCAACGCCAUUGUUGCUUUCAGAAAACUGCAAGAACAAGAGGAAGAUCGAAUUACAGCUCUUCCAGGUCAACCAGCAGUCACUUUUUCGCAAUUUUCUGGUUAUGUCACCGUCAAUGAGAAACAUGGGCGUGCUUUAUUUUACUGGUUGACAGAAGCUGCUACUUCAUUUCCUGACAAAAAACCUCUUGUUCUUUGGCUUAAUGGAGGACCAGGUUGUUCAUCAGUUGCAUAUGGAGCAUCAGAGGAGGUUGGACCAUUUCGGAUUGACAGAACUGGUUCAUCUCUUUAUCUGAAUAAGUAUUCAUGGAAUACAGAAGCAAAUAUUCUUUUCCUGGAGUCACCUGCUGGUGUGGGAUUUUCAUACACAAAUAAAAGUUCUGAUCUUAAAGAUUCUGGUGAUGAAAGAACAGCCGAAGAUGCUUUGAUCUUUCUCAUCAGAUGGUUUUCAAGAUUUCCACAGUACAAGUACAGAGAUUUCUACAUAGCUGGAGAAAGUUAUGCUGGGCAUUAUGUUCCUCAACUGGCAAAGAAAAUCCAUGAUUAUAAUAAAGCACAUUCCCAUCCAAUCAUCAAUCUCAAAGGAUUCAUUGUAGGAAAUGCAGUAACAGAUAGUUACUAUGAUAGCAUUGGAACUGUUACAUUCUGGUGGAGUCAUUCAAUGAUAUCAGAUAGAACGUAUCGAUCAAUUCUUGAUAACUGCAAUUUCAAAGACGAAAAUAGAUCAUCCGAAAAAUGUGAUGAAGCAGUAAAUUAUGCAAUGAAUCAUGAAUUUGGAGAUAUUGAUCAAUACAGUAUUUAUACACCAUCUUGCAUACAACUGCAAAAUAAUAAGAGCAAUUUAAGGCCUUUAAGGCUUUUCAAAAAUACGCUUCUACGUGGAAGAAUUUCUGGUUAUGAUCCUUGUACUGAGAAUUAUGCAGAGAAAUAUUAUAACAGACCUGAUGUUCAAAAAGCAAUGCAUGCCAAUGUUACAGGAAUUCCUUAUAAAUGGACUGCUUGCAGUGAUGUGCUUAUUAAGAACUGGAGGGAUUCUGAAUCUUCUGUAUUACCUAUAUACAAGGAGCUAAUUGCGGCUGGUCUAAGAAUUUGGGUUUUCAGUGGCGAUACAGACUCUGUGGUUCCAGUGACCGCCACGAGGUUUUCCCUCAGCCACCUCAAUCUCACCGUUAAAACGCGGUGGUACCCUUGGUACUCCGGCAACCAGGUAGGAGGAUGGACAGAAGCAUACAAUGGGCUCACAUUUGCAACAGUAAGAGGAGCUGGCCAUGAAGUUCCAUUAUUUCAACCACGAAGAGCUUUCAUUCUUUUCAGGUCAUUCGUAGCUGGAAAAGAAUUACCAAAAUCUUAACAUUGGCAUAUUACUCCAAGAUUUUUUUUUUUGGCUGCUUCAAGAAGGUUCUUGGAGUAAUCCUCAUGUAGAACCUUCCUCCCAUAAAAAUGAUGGGUGAAGCAACUAGCUAGGUUAGUUCAUGACUCAUUCAAAGUGUAAUCCAUGUUUCUAAAGACAAUUUGUUCUUGUUUCAAUUCAUACAAAUAGAGAUUUCUAUUUUUUGACAUGGGUAUAAAGCAAAAUGUUCUUUUACUA
Messenger RNA from Jatropha curcas, 1961 nucleotides. It is a transcript of the gene BRS1, whose product is annotated as alpha/beta-Hydrolases superfamily protein. Gene Ontology annotation, molecular function: serine-type carboxypeptidase activity. Lineage: Eukaryota; Viridiplantae; Streptophyta; Magnoliopsida; Malpighiales; Euphorbiaceae. Gene Ontology annotation, biological process: brassinosteroid mediated signaling pathway; proteolysis. The record is from RefSeq and is a predicted model, not a curated record.